Molecule: messenger RNA, 420 nt
Organism: Baudoinia panamericana UAMH 10762
Lineage: Eukaryota; Fungi; Ascomycota; Dothideomycetes; Mycosphaerellales; Teratosphaeriaceae
Exons: 1
Coding region: 201-416 (71 amino acids)
Source: RefSeq, a predicted model, not a curated record
UAAGUCCCAUUCACUUCAGCAACGCCUGCCUGUCUAGCGCUACCGUGCGCUUUAAUUCAAUAUACCAUGCCUUUUGCGCCCGCAAACACGACUAUGGCCUUAGCGAAGCUACGUUCCUUGAAACACGACGAUAUGCUUGCUUGCUGCAUGGUGUGCUUUCUCUCACGCUGUUUGCUCGUAGCCGCUUAGUCCACCGGACGAUGGAUCUGGUGGGGCAAGAUUGCGCUCACUCGGGAUGGUAUGCGGACAUGCGUGAAGACCAAACACGGAACAGCAUUGAUUGCACGCGCCUGUGCCGUACUGCCUGCACGAUUGCGAUUGUGAGCCUCUGGUGGUGGUCAAACGCGUUUUCCGGGGAAGUUGACGCUGCCGCUCACUGGGGAUCGUUGUUGCCUGCGCGGUCGGCACACUUGUAGAUUG